Messenger RNA from Aptenodytes forsteri (emperor penguin), 5038 nucleotides. It is a transcript of the gene SLC2A12, whose product is annotated as solute carrier family 2 member 12. Gene Ontology annotation, biological process: transmembrane transport. Lineage: Eukaryota; Metazoa; Chordata; Aves; Sphenisciformes; Spheniscidae. The coding region runs from base 204 to 2012 and encodes 602 amino acids. The transcript is spliced from 5 exons. Gene Ontology annotation, cellular component: membrane. The record is from RefSeq and is a predicted model, not a curated record. Gene Ontology annotation, molecular function: transmembrane transporter activity.
CAACAGCCUGUGUCACUGCAAAGGGCAAAGCCUUCUGAAAUAGCAACAAAGUUGUUCACAAACCACUUUGUGGUUUGCAUUUGGUUUCAGCCAGCUUCAGCAACUUGUUGCCAUGAGGAAAAUAACCUGCGCUUUCCUCGCCGGCCGGGGAAGGACCGCUGCCCUGUGAAGUGCUCCUGCCCCAAGGUGCAAAGAGGGUGGCAAUGGUACCUGGGCAGAGCACGGAGGACCUCGGCCAGCAGAGCCAGACGAUGAGAGCAGGGGAGGAUGAGGAGAGCAGCCGGGGCAGCCGCCGCAGCAGCCGCCGCCACCUCCGCAAGCUCCCGGCUGCAGCAGGCUGUGGAACAUUUACUUUUCUAUCUUCUGCUGUUGCUGCUGUAAGUGGACUUCUGAUGGGUUAUGAGUUGGGCCUUAUCUCUGGAGCUCUUCUUCAGAUGAGCAGCAUAUUAGCACUCUCUUGCAAAGAGCAGGAAAUCGUUGUAAGUUCCCUGCUUUUUGGGGCCUUAUUUGCAUCCCUUACUGGUGGAUUCCUGAUAGACCGAUUUGGAAGGAGACUUGCUAUAAUUAUUGCAUCUUCUUUACUUGUGUUGGGAAGUCUGAUUUUAGUCCCCUAUGAAUCAUAUGGGAUACUUAUUGUGGGACGGAUUGCCAUAGGUAUUUCCAUAUCAUUAUCAUCAAUUGCAACGUGUGUGUAUAUUGCUGAGAUCGCCCCACAGCACAGAAGAGGGCUCCUCGUAUCAUUAAAUGAACUCAUGAUUGUGAUAGGCAUUCUCUUUGCCUAUAUUUCAAAUUAUGCAUUUGCCAGCGUAUCUCAUGGCUGGAAGUACAUGUUUGGCCUUGUGAUUCCGUUAGGUGCUUUGCAGGCUAUUGCCAUGUAUUUCCUUCCUCCAAGUCCUCGGUUUCUUGUCAUGAAAAAUAACGAUGAAGCUGCAAGAAAAGUACUGGAGAGGCUACGGGAAACAUCAGAUGCUACUAAAGAACUUACUGUGAUCAAGUCUUCCCUGAAAGAUGAACAUCAGUAUAGUUUCUUGGACCUGUUUUGUUCAAAAAACAACAUGAGGACCCGAAUGUUGGUAGGACUCACUCUAGUCUUUUUUGUGCAAACAACUGGGCAACCCAACAUUUUAUUUUACGCAUCGACUGUUUUGAAGUCAGUUGGGUUCCAGAGCAACGAAGCUGCCAGCUUGGCUUCUACUGGAGUUGGAGUGAUUAAAGUGGUCAGCACAGUCCCAGCCACGGUUUUUGUGGAUCAAGUUGGAAGUAAAACUUUUCUGUGUAUUGGCUCUUCUGUUAUGGCAGUAUCGUUGGUCACUAUGGGCUUAGUGAACCGUAACAUACAUGUGAAUUUCACCAACGUCUGUAGAAGCCAGUCUCCAGAGGAUUUCUUUCUCCAGAGACCGAGAAACCUCACUGGUGUCACCAAUGGGAGUCUCAAGGACCUCUUUGCUAGCAUGGCUUCACCAGAAAGAUUGUCAUUUGACGCACAGAGAAGCCCAGAUGUUGCCAAGACAGGAGAACUGAACAGGACUGCCCUGGCAGGAGGCAAAAGCACAACAGGGUCUCAGAUGGAAAGUGGGGAGGUUCCUGUUGUCCUGAAAUGGCUCUCGCUGGCCAGCCUGCUUGUUUAUGUUGCUGCAUUUUCCAUAGGUCUUGGACCAAUGUCCUGGCUGGUCCUGAGCGAAAUUUUCCCUGGUGGGAUCAGAGGACGGGCCAUGGCUUUGACAUCUAGCAUGAACUGGGGUAUAAAUCUCCUCAUCUCCUUGACAUUUUUGACUGUAACUGAGCUCAUUGGCUUGUCCUGGGUAUGCUUCAUUUACACAAUAAUGAGCCUAGCAUCCCUGGCUUUUGUUAUUGUGUUUAUACCAGAGACGAAAGGAUGCUCUUUGGAGCAAAUAUCCAUGGAACUAGCUAAACAGAAAUAUGUGAAGACCCCCUUGUGCUGGGUGAGCCAGCGCAGAGAGAAACUGGUGCCGGUGGAACUCGCCAAGAGAGAGAAAGAGCAGCUCUACUAGACCCGGGUCAAUCAAAGCAGCCUUCACCAAAAGACUGAAGAAAAAAAAAAAAAAAAAAAAAUUCAGAAAAUGCUCACUCUUUGAUGGGACACAUGGUAUCUUUAUUAUACGCAAGAUAUUCUCUCUUUCAUUUCUUAGUAGAGCUUCCUUCAGUGGCAGUUUACAGCCAACGUUAAAGAUUGUUGUAGUUUGUAACUUACUGGAAAUCUAGGCUCCGUCUGUUUCAAACCACCAUCCCUCACCUCCCCCAAGAUUACUCACCUCUUACAUACAGGAGGUGAAUGGAAAUUCGAAUACUGUGAGCAAUUCUAGGUAUCCAUAUUCAACAAGAGUUCAGCCUGGAAGAGGUGCAAAGAAUGACUGGGGUGCCAAGGAGAAGGAGGAGUCUCACGGGAGGAGCCCACCAAAGACAGGUCUGUUUAGCCUAGCAAAAAAGGGGCUGAAAAGGGUUAACAACUCUCUGUUAGUACAUUAGGGAAGACAACACUAUGGAGCGAAAAUGGACAAUUAUGGAGCGUAAAGGAUGAUGUUAGUGCAGAACAACUGGGUAUGAACUAUUUACGAAUUAAUUUAGGCUUCAGCUUAACAAGACUUGGAAAAGGAUCUUGUUCAUCAGAACUUAAUUAUUUAUAACACAAAGCAUGCUCAGGUUAGAAGAGGAACUUUACAUAGUUUCCUAGAAGGGCCAGGAUUCAGUGACCUAGGAAAUACUCCUCAGAAAACAUAGUCAAAUUGUUUAAUGGGGGACAUCUGCAUAAUCAAUUACUCUAGAUUGAGGAUGGCCUUACGGAACAGGAGAUAGGAUUUCUUUGGCUUCCCAGUCCCAGGAAAGUUGGAAGCUGGAGGUACCAGAGUUGAUGCCAAAAUAAUUUUAUUUCUCAACACAGGGCACACUAGACUUUGACUUUUGGAUUCAGAAAGCGAGAAUUGUGUGAUACAGGGCAGCACGAAGGGAGUUCAGAAAUGGUAAUCACUGCAAAUCAUAAAUUACGUCAAAUUCUUGGUUAUUGCUUAGCAAGUGUAUCCUGAAGUACUGAACAAGUCUCUACAAAGGGCUAUCUACAUGGCUCCCAUAAAAGAACAUAGGUCUUUUUUUCCUAGAAGGUUAAUAGAUUUUGUUAGAAUGACCAGUAGAUAAAUACCUAUUAGCAGAUAAUAAAUGGUUCUUUGUUUAAAGAAAAAAGCAUGCUUUAAAAGCAUGCUUGCUGUCUCAGCAGCCACACAGCGGCAUUUCUUCCAGCAUUUAAUUGAGGAAGCAAGACUGACACUGCCAGCUGGAGUGCAGAUACUACUUCGAACUAAGCACAUGAUCCCACUUUAUUUGCUGUCUCAUAGCAUUAAAACCACCUGACUGUGUCCUGCACUGAAGGAACAGUAACUUACUGAGCUAGGUAAAGUUUUAUGUCUGAGCAGAGCAGAUCAGUUCUGAUCAGAUUCUCACAUGGUCACACUUCUAAAUACUGACACCGUAAAUUUAUAGGAGCAUGUCUGUUCAGACAGUGAGCGUGUGUUCAAAACCUGAAAAUAAACUAUUGAAGCCAAGGACAUGAUUUGCUAGAAGUCACUGGAAAUUUAGCUGCCUCUGGAUGGGAACCUACUGGCCAAAUCUGUACCACAACUUUCCUGCAUUGUAAGCAGGAAAUUUGAACGGUAUUUGAACCGAUACCAAAACCCUGUUGGACUUUUGGUACAAAGGUCGGGUAAAUAGUUAUCACAAUGCAGGAUUUUUAACUCUGCAGAUCCCAUGUCAUCUAAAAUGAGCGAAACUCUGAAUUGCUAGGCCACUGGCUAGCUGGUCAGCUUAUGGCUGCCUUAUUUUUUUCUGUCCUGAUCCUAGAGCCAGCAGUCCUCACAAUAACCUCAUGGGUGCCAUGAGACCGGGCUGCUUUCAGGGAUGCUUAUGAUACUAUGCAUAAGGCUCAGCAAGAUGCAAUUUUUGGCAUACACAACGUACCAAAGAUUAAGUAAAAUCUUCUCAUAAGGGUCCAUGUGAGCCCUUUUGACAUAGUCUAUAAGCAACGAGAGACCAAGCACACUCAGGACAUGUGGACAGACAGUGGGGCUAUGCACCUGAGACGUAGGUGACUCAGACCAAAGGCCCCAUCAGAAGCAGUAAACUCAAAAGCCUUUCGCUCUCAUUCUCUACGCGGAAUCGGCAGGUUCUCAUCCCAAGCUAAAAUUCCGCCCUGGAUCUCAGGUGCUUCCACCUUUUCUCCAGACGUGGAAAACUUUGGUUUCUAUUACUUUGAAUUUUCCAAUAAAAACUGAAGACCUGCUUAGAAUUUUGUUUGAGGUCUACAGUUCCAAUAUCGACCACAAGAGGCUAGGAGAAGAGGUCCCUUUGCCCCUGCAUGGGAGAAGGCCCACAGCAAAGAGUCUCCUUGUGCUUCCCUGACCUCAGCAGUAACAGUUUACUCCGCGCUGCAGCAGCAGGAAUUGGCAAAGGUAAGAGUACUCCUGUAACUUCUGCAAAUAGUCAGAAAAAGGAUGCAAAAUGCAUUAGAGCUCAGCCACGUAAAAGUUUCACAGCAGUGUGAAACGGGGAGAGCUGGAGAGCUGGAUUUGGAGCAGCGGGGGAGAAGCCAUGGAUGAGGAGGGCAUGCGAAACGCAAGGGGAGGUGAAGUCAGAGAUUGACUCUGGCGGUGGGGGGAAAGCGGCAGCUGAAGUUUUUAAGCGUAGAUGUUUCAUGCAUAGAAGGUUGAAUUUUUUACCUUAAAUUUCCACACUUAACUUGGAGGUGUGAGGAAUUCAACAACCAGAACAUGGCCAAAACCUACAAGAUUUGGUGGGGGUUUGGGGUUUUUUUGGGGGAAUCAGGAUCCUGAUUUUUGCACUUUCGGGAUCAGCUCACAUUGUGAUACACAGCCUGAAUUUCGUUUUUUUUAACCAUAGUAUGCUCAAGCAAAGAAUAGUUUUGAAAAAUAUCAAUGCCUUCUUGCUAGAGAAAACAACACAUUCUAUUACUGAAAUGGAAAGAAUAAUAAAAUAUGGGAUACAUGGUUGGUGCCAUGUGUUGCCUAAUGAG